AUGAAGAGUGGAGAGGUAAUAUCGUCAUGGCCGCGCGCGGCCAAGCUUCAGAGCAAUGGAUCAAGCCUGGUCUUCGAUUUCGGUCUGGAGGUUGGCGGCAUCGCGACGAUCAAAUAUGCCGUCAGCGGCAGCGGACCGGGCUCACUCGGCGUUGCGUUCACAGAAGCAAAGAAUUGGGUUGGAGAGUGGUCUGAUGACUCGAACGGGUCGCAGAAAGGAAAAGACGGUGCGAUCUACUCCAAUUUCACGCAUGCCGGCGAUGUCGUCUAUGUCAUGCCAGACGAAAAGCUCAGGGGCGGUUUCCGCUACCUGACACUUUUCCUUAUGGCACAAGACGCAUCCGUCUCUAUCACAGAAAUCUCUCUGGAGCUCGGCUUCCAACCUACCUGGUCCAAUCUCAGAGCUUACCAAGGCUACUUCCACUGUGACGAUGAGACGCUCAACAAGAUCUGGUACAGUGGAGCUUACACGCUGCAGACGAAUACUGUCCCUGUCAACACGGGUCGAGCCGCCAAACCAGGACUUACAACCGGAUGGGCAAACAACGGAACCUUGGGUUCAGGCCACACCAUCAUCGUCGACGGGGCCAAGCGCGACCGCGCCGUGUGGCCAGGAGACAUGGGGAUUGCGGUCCCAUCGUCAUUUGUCUCGAUCGGUGAUCUGGACUCUGUCAAGAAUGCCCUGCAGGUCAUGUACGACUACCAGAACGCGGACGGCUCAUUCCCAGAGGCAGGACCCCCUCUGUUGCAGCAGGACAGCGACACGUAUCACAUGUGGACCAUGAUUGGCACAUACAACUACCUGCUUUACACGAACGACACGGCCUUCCUCGCCCAGAACUGGGAGAAAUACCUCAAAGCGAUGAACUACAUGUUCAGCCUGCUCCAACCCAACGGUCUACUCAACGUCACCGGCACGCGCGACUGGGCGCGGUGGCAGACGGGAUACAAUAUGAGCGAGGCGCAGAUGAUUCUCUACCGGACGCUGGUGACGGGCGCAGACCUCGCCGGGUGGGUGGGCGACUCGAGCGGGCUGGCUGCGAACUGGACACAGCAGGCGGCCGUCCUGAAGAACGCGACGCUCUCGCUCUGUCUGGAUGGCGCGUACGGCGCCUUCAAGGACAAUGCCACGGCGACGACGCUGCACCCGCAGGACGCCAACUCGAUGGCCGUUCUCUUCGGCGUGGUGGAUGCCGACUCGGCACUGGCGCAGAGCAUAUCUUCGCGUCUGACGGACAACUGGACGCCGAUUGGGGCGGAGGCCCCUGAGCUGCCAGGAAACGUCAGCCCGUUCAUCUCGAGCUUUGAGAUACAAGCACAUCUAAUAGCAGGGCAGACGGGCAGGGCACUGGAGCUGAUCCGGCGGAGUUGGGGCUGGUACCUGAACCAUCCGAAUGGGACAGGGAGCACUGUCAUAGAAGGAUACCUGACUAACGGGACGUUUGGGUAUCGGUGGAAUAGGGGCUAUGGCAAUGAUCCCAGUUACGUGUCCCACGCCCACGGAUGGUCUGCGGGCCCAACAAGUGCCCUGACGGAGUUUGUGCUGGGGCUGGCCGUCACUGGUCCGGUAGGGUCUACCUGGCAAUUCGCGCCGCAGUUCGGAGACUUGAAGAAGGUAGAGGGAGGCUUCAUGACGGCCCUCGGUAAGUUCCAGGCGAGCUGGAGUAAGGGAGAGGAGAAGUACGAAGCGGCUGUUGUAACGCCUAGUGAUACCUCGGGACAGCUGAUACUCCCGGUGACUACACAAGGAAAGAAGCCUAAGGUUGUGUUGGACGGCAAAGUGGCAUGUACAAAAUGGUAUCGCCGAAGCCAAGCGGUGUCCGAUCUCGUUGUAGUGCAGACGAUCGGCGGGACUCACAGCAUCGUAGUGAGCGAUGCGUGA
Molecule: messenger RNA, 1881 nt
Organism: Phaeoacremonium minimum UCRPA7
Lineage: Eukaryota; Fungi; Ascomycota; Sordariomycetes; Togniniales; Togniniaceae
Product: putative alpha-l-rhamnosidase protein
Exons: 2
Coding region: 1-1881 (626 amino acids)
Biological process (GO): carbohydrate metabolic process
Source: RefSeq, a predicted model, not a curated record